UUGACGAUUUACUUUCAUUUGUAUAUUUGUGUCAAAAUUAUUGUUCAGCUUGUAAAGUUUAGUAAAAAUAAUUCAAAAUGGCUACUGAGGUCGAAGAAACCAUCAAAAGGAUUCAAUCCCAUAAAGGUGUAAUGGGUGUCGUCAUCGUUAACCACGAAGGUAUUCCGAUUAAAAGCUCUUUGGAUAAUGCAACCUCCGUUCUGUAUGCUGGUUUAAUUGGUCAACUCACUGAGAAAGCUAAGAAUGUUGUCAGGGAAAUGGACUCAACAAAUGAACUGUCAUUUCUGCGAGUAAGGAGCAGAAGGCAUGAGAUAUUGAUAGCACCAGACCGAGAGUUUAUUUUAAUUGUUAUACAGAAUACAUUGGACUGAACAUCUGGCAGAAACCAUUGGAUUGAAUUAAUUCAUGUUUUUCAUUCCAAUCAAUCAAAUAAUACUUUAGUUUUAAGUGA
Molecule: messenger RNA, 451 nt
Organism: Aricia agestis (brown argus)
Lineage: Eukaryota; Metazoa; Arthropoda; Insecta; Lepidoptera; Lycaenidae
Product: dynein light chain roadblock-type 2-like
Exons: 4
Coding region: 78-371 (97 amino acids)
Biological process (GO): microtubule-based movement
Cellular component (GO): centrosome; cytoplasmic dynein complex; cytoplasm
Molecular function (GO): dynein intermediate chain binding
Source: RefSeq, a predicted model, not a curated record